Elaeis guineensis (African oil palm) is the source of this 917-nucleotide messenger RNA. Its product is annotated as norbelladine 4'-O-methyltransferase. Gene Ontology annotation, molecular function: S-adenosylmethionine-dependent methyltransferase activity; O-methyltransferase activity. The record is from RefSeq and is a predicted model, not a curated record. NCBI's taxonomy places the organism in Eukaryota, Viridiplantae, Streptophyta, Magnoliopsida, Arecales, Arecaceae.
AUCAAUCUCCUUGCAUUCCCAUUUAGUGAUCUCUUGUAAGGAGUCCAAAAUGACCAACCCGGGAAGCAAUGCUCCAGCAAGCAAGAACCUCCUGCAAAGUGAAGCCCUUAAGAGGUAUAUACUGGAGACAAGUGUUUACCCACGAGAGCAUGAGCAACUUCAGGGAUUGAGAGAGGUGACCAUGAAACACAAGUGGGGUUUAAUGAGCAUGCCUGCUGAGGAAGGCCAGCUUCUCUCCAUGCUUCUAAAGCUCAUAAAUGCAAAGAAGACAAUAGAGAUUGGAGUGUACACAGGUUAUUCACUCCUUACCACAGCAUUGGCAUUACCAGAAGAGGGACAGAUACUGGCAAUCGAUAUUGAAAAAUCAUACUAUGAGAUAGGGCUGCCAUUUAUUCAAAGAGCAGGAGUUGAAAACAAGAUUAAUUUCAUUGAAGCAGCAGCAAUCCCUUUUCUUGAUAAAAUGAUUCAAGAGAUAAAGGAAGAUGACCUCUUUGAUUUUGCAUUUGUGGAUGCUGACAAGUUAAAUUAUGGGGAAUACCAUGAAUGUUUGCUAAAACUUGUGAAGGUUGGAGGUGUUAUUGCAUAUGAUAAUACACUUUGGUCUGGUAGCGUGGCUGUUCCGGUGGAUCCAUCCGACCCUGAGGAGUUCAUUGAAGUUCGAAACCAUCAAGUGAAGUUUAAUAAUUUCUUGGCGGCUGAUUCCCGUAUCGAGAUAUCACAAGUUUGUAUUGGUGAUGGACUUACGAUCUGUAGACGCAUUGUUUGACUGCGUAGAUUUGAUCACGUCUUUUUAUGCAUACUCUUUAUGUAUCGAAAUAAGACACCGAACUAUAUAGAUAUUGUUCUCCUUGAGAAUCCUUGGUGUUUACCUGGAUUUAAUAAAUUUUCGUCCAAUUAAAAAGUGCCUCUUUCUUGCA